UCACUGUUCUGGCAGUUUAUGUCUCGCGAGAUCAGCCGAACACGGGCUUGACGAGAUGUGAGGCGCUCAGGUGUAAGAGCCUCCUCUCAUCCCCGGCAGUGGGGAAACAGUAGACAGAUAAGUGCGUCUGAGAGACUGCAGGCAUCUCUGUGAUCUCCGGGCUCAAGGCUGCACUCGGCGCACAACACUGCAUCAUUACCGGAUAGGCGAAGGAAGGAGCUCUGCGCGUCUAUAUGACUAUUUUCCAGCUCUCGUAGCCGCUUUCUCCCCCACUUUUCCCCCUUUUUUCCCCGCGUGCACUUUAAUUGGAGAAACUCGCCAAGAUGAUGUCCAUGAACAGCAAACAGCCGCACUUCGCCAUGCAUCCCUCCUUACCCGAACCGAAGUACACCACCCUGCAUUCCAGCUCGGAAGCUAUCAGGAGAGCCUGUCUACAAACUCCACAGCUGCAGAGUAACAUCUUCGCCAGCCUGGAUGAGACGCUGCUGGCCCGGGCGGAGGCUCUGGCCGCCGUGGACAUCGCCGUGUCCCAGGGCAAGACGCACCCGUUCAAGCCGGACGCCACCUACCACACCAUGAGCACGGUGCCGUGCUCGUCAGGGUCCACGGUCCCGCUGGCCCACCACCACCACCACCACCAUCACCACCACCACCAGAACCAGCUGGAGCAGGACAUCAUGGAGCACAUCGGCUCAUCGCCGGGACUCUCCCUCAUGUCCAGCGCGCACGACGGGACGGGCGGCGGCGGCGGUGGAGGUGGAGGUGGAGGUGGAGGUGGAGGAGGGGGAUUGAUCCACACCUCCACCCCCCACUCCCACCCGCACAUGCACGGCCUCAGCCACCUCUCCCACCAGGCCAUGAGCAUGAACUCGUCCCUCAGCCACCACCACGGGCUCCUACAGGGCCACCACGGUGGGGGGCAGGCCGGCCCGGGGCUGCCCAACCCCGGCCUCUCCUCCAUCACUGACUCGGACACGGACCCCAGGGAGCUGGAGGCUUUUGCGGAGAGAUUCAAGCAGAGGAGGAUCAAACUCGGGGUGACCCAGGCGGACGUGGGCGGCGCCCUGGCCAACCUCAAGAUCCCCGGCGUGGGCUCGCUCAGCCAAAGUACAAUCUGUCGAUUUGAGUCACUAACUCUGUCCCACAACAACAUGAUCGCGCUCAAGCCCAUCCUGCAGGCCUGGCUGGAGGAGGCCGAGGGCGCGCAGAGGGAGAAGAUGAGCAAACCGGACAUUUUCAACGGGGGGGAAAAGAAGCGCAAGAGGACGUCGAUAGCGGCCCCGGAGAAGCGCUCUCUGGAGGCGUACUUCGCCGUGCAGCCGCGGCCCUCCUCCGAGAAAAUUGCGGCUAUCGCGGAAAAGUUGGACCUGAAAAAAAACGUGGUGCGAGUGUGGUUUUGUAACCAAAGACAGAAGCAGAAGAGGUUGAAAUUUUCAGCGGCUCACUGAUGGGCGAAUAAAAAAACAAAUUGUGGGACUGAAUUUGGGGGACCAAGGGACACUAAUAAGACACCGUUUUCAGUCUUUUCUCCAGCGAUUUUACCCGCUGGUGAUGCGCAACUGGACUUUAGAUACCGAUUUUAUGAGGCUUCAUAUAUAUCUUGUUUAUUUUCACGUUAUCGGUGAAUGUGAAGUAUGCAAAUAACAGAUUACACAAAUUUCGCUCAGUUGUUACGAGAGAAAAGUUUAGUGACAUCGACAUUGCCUUUAAAACACGUGGAAAGAGGUAAAUUGCUUGUUACAAUAGAAAGUUAUUUUCUCCUUAUAGGCCUAUUAUUUGAAAUAUAGCCAUCUACCAAUUACCUCAUUAAUUGUUCAGCUGUGGUUUUUGGUUUGAUUUCUGUCGUUGUUGAUAUAGAAUAAUUCAUGAAUCUGUUUAUUUAUCCAUGUGUUAAUUUAUUCUUUUCUGGAGGCUGCUAUGGACUAACAUUUAGUUGCAAACAUUUAUGGCUAAAGAAAAAAAAAUAGUCCUGCAUGAAAUCCUAAUUCACGUGAAGUAAUUAAGCCUCUAGAGUCUGUCAUACAGAUAUAUAUUUAUUUUGAAUUUGCACAAAAGACCCUUUAGGUUUACUGGUCGGCUGUGUUGAAAUGGUUUGUAUAUACAGACGUCAUCACUUGUAAGAGGUGAGCUCCUGUGCUUCGGGAAUAAAAACAAGGGGUCUGUCAAUACUGUUGGCGUCACAGAGAAAAGUUUAAAACAGUUUAGAGUACGAGAGUCUCGUGUGAUUCGUCAAAAGAGAGACAACAAUUUUUAAAAAAGGAGAAAAAAGUAAAAAACACGAAAUUUUCUUUCACGUGUUUCAGUUUGCAGUGCAAACACUCUAUGCAUUGGGGAAAACAUCACUGCGUACAGUAGUGCUGUCUACUGAUAGACCUUAUUUUGUGGAUGGUGUAAGUCACUGUUAAAUGCCUGUUUUCACAUUAAGAUCACCUCGUUGUUUGUCGUGUUGUUAUGGAAUCGUUGUGUAAGUAAUAUUUUACUUUGUGCACAAGUAUGUUUACAAAACUGCGGCGACAUGUGCAUCAUGGAUAAAAUGUCCCACUGUCUCCUUCCCUCUCACAACUGCUCCACUCUCCUCUGUUGUCCUCUUACUUUCAUUGGUACUCUUCAUUCUGU
This is a messenger RNA of Cololabis saira (Pacific saury), 2616 nucleotides long. RefSeq names its product POU class 4 homeobox 1 (gene pou4f1). Gene Ontology annotation, biological process: regulation of transcription by RNA polymerase II. The coding region runs from base 324 to 1448 and encodes 374 amino acids. Lineage: Eukaryota; Metazoa; Chordata; Actinopteri; Beloniformes; Belonidae. The transcript is spliced from 2 exons. The record is from RefSeq and is a predicted model, not a curated record. Gene Ontology annotation, molecular function: RNA polymerase II cis-regulatory region sequence-specific DNA binding; DNA-binding transcription factor activity, RNA polymerase II-specific.